AUGGGAACUAACAAACAAUUAAAUCGUAGCUUUAAACAUACAUCAACUAUAUUUGAUCAAUUAUUCUAAUAAUAUUCUUCCAUUGGAUUCAAAAAAGCACAUAUACUUAAAGCAUGGUAACAAUGUGGAGAUAAUUAAUAAACAUUCCAUGAAGAACUCAUUAAAAUUAGGUAAUCUAAUUUUUCUUAUUAUUAUUAAGUUAAUAAGAAAAUGCCUUAAUUUUGAAUGAGGAUGAUUUAUUCAAUUCUAUGAUGUAACUAAAAAUGCAACUUGAAUAAAUAGAAUAGUAAGAUUUAAAAAUUGCUAUCCAACUUUCCUUGGAUUAAAAUGCUUAGUAUUAUCUAUUCAUAAAUAUUCAUAGAUCAAAAUAAAUUAAUUCAGAAAAUAGAACCAAUAAAUCAAUUCCUGUAGGACUUAAGAAUUUAGGCAAUAGUAUAAAUCAUUUAAAUUUAUAACUUUUUAGCUUGUUAUAUGAAUGCCAUGUUGUAGAGUCUAUUUAAUGUUCUACCAUUUAGAAAAUUCAUUUUAGAAUUAGAUCUUAAAGAUAAUCAAUCAUUAGCCUAUAAUUUUCUAUUAUAAUUAUAAUUGCUAUUUUUGAUGUUACAAGAAUCAAAUCAAUCAUACAUAACUCCAUAUAAUUUGUUUGAGGCACUUUAAAAAUUCAAACCUAGUGCUAUGUUUAUAAGAGGUGUCUAAAACGAUUUUAAUGAACUAUAAAAUUCCUUUUUAGAUGCUAUUGAAUAAGCUUUAAAGGAAGAAAACUUUGAAGAGGAAAAGAAAAAAUUUUGUGAGAUGUUCUAUGGUGAAGCUAAAGAAAUAUUGAGUUACAAAGAGAAUGAUAAAGAGAUUAUCAAAUUUAAUGAUACUACUUUUGGAUCUAUUAGUAUUGAGGCAGCAGAUAAAGAUUUAGAAAAAGGUUUCAUAAAUACAAGAAUUCUUAUUAUUGAUGAAUAUGAAACAGAUAACAAAGAAAAAACUAAAGCUAAGAUUGAUUAAAAUAUAGUAUAAGCACCAUUUUUAAUCUCUUUUUACAUUAAUCGUGUUUAUUAUGAUCCAAAAUAAAAAUAGGUAUGUAAAAAUAAUACUUAAUUUAAUUUUAAUUCAUCAUUAAAUAUUAAUCAAUUCAAAACUAUUAAUUAGGGUUAAAAGAAUUUAGAAUUAUAAAAAUUAGAUGAAGAAGAGUAAAGAAUUUUAGAUUAACUUAAAAGUUUUGGAGAUACAAAAGAAGAAAUAGAAGAAAAUUUUAAUAAAGUUAUUAAAUUAUUUAAAAGAAAUGAAGGUUAAAUUGAUAAUUUGGUAACAAUUGAUGGAUUUUGUAUAUGUGAUGAAAACACAGCAAAUCCAAAUAUUAUACCAAGUGAUUAGAUGUUAUUUUAAUUAUAAUCAUAUAAAGAAAAAAUGAUGAAAACUGUUUAAUUAUUAACAGAUUAAUUAGAAAGAAUUUAAGAGUAAAAGAAAAAAAUAUUAAAAUCAGAUUAAAAUAUGUAUCUAUUAACAUCAGUAUUAAUGCAUGAUGGAUCAGCUAAUAGUGGACAUUAUUAUUGUUAUGUAUUAGACAAGAAAGAUUUAACAACUUGGUGGAAAUGCAAUGAUAGUACAGUUACUAAAGUAGAUUUUGCUUAAGUUUAUAAAGAUGCUUCUGGAUCAAAUAGAGUGAAUUCUAAUGUCUCUGGUUUGAUUUAUGAAUAAGAAUAAUGGUUAAAAGUAGAUAAAAUUUAAAUCAAUCAGAAAUUAUUGUCUUUUAUUUAAGAAGACAAAGAGAAAUAAUUAAUUGCAUAAGAUGAAUAGAAAGUGUUGAAUAGAAAAGCUAUUAUAUUAUAAUAAAUUUAAUAAUAGAAAAAUAAAUUAUUAAAAUAUAAGGAUUAAUUAGAUAGAGAAUUUGAGAGAUUCAGUAAUUUUGAUUAGUUUUUAAAUUCAGUUAAUUAAAAUGUAUACUAAUAUUAUUUGAUAUUAACAACAGUAUAAUAAGAUAUAGUAUUGAUUAAAGAUUAAUUAAAUAAACCUCAAGAAGUGAAUAAUUACAUUAAAUAUUUCAUUACUCAAACAAAUUUAAUAACAACAAAUUAUGAUACUGAAUUGAAGAAAUUAAAGGAUGAGUAUUUAAUGAUAAAUUCAUUAUUAUAAUAAUUACCCUUAAAAAAUAUUACAAAUUAGAAUUAUUCAGAAAAAAUAAGAUAUUAUUAUACUAUAUUGAAAUAAAUAUCAGAUAUUAAAUCAUGUUCUACACUUGCUAAUCAUUUAAAAAAGAUAUAUGAAGUUCUCUUGCUUAAGGGAUGCUUUUAUGUUGAUCUAUCUCUAUAAGCUAAUAAUAUAUAAACAUGUAUAGAAAUUAGUUAGAGUAUAUUAAUUUCAAUCAAUUAAAAUUAAUAUGUUGAUAAAUUGAUAUUCUAAUAGGUGUUUGCUAAUCUAAAAUUAUCUAGUGAAUAAGUUAAAUUAAUAACUAAAAAUACAGAGAUUUCAGAUCAAAUCAUUUAAUUACAAAAUAAAGGAGAAUUAUUUAUUAAUUUAAAAUAAUUAGAAUUUAAGUCUUUAGAAUCUGAAAUAUUAUAAUUAUAAAGAUUAAGAAAUGAUAGUCUAAAAGUAAAAUUUUAUAUUAAUAUUAUAAUAGCUUUGGAUUCAUUAAUAUGAUAAGAUUAAAACAGAAUAGAAAUUAUUAGAUUAGAAUGAUAGAUAAAAUGCUGAAGUUUUACUUUAUUUUUGA
This is a messenger RNA of Paramecium pentaurelia, 2701 nucleotides long. The record is from the annotation of a GenBank genome assembly. NCBI's taxonomy places the organism in Eukaryota, Ciliophora, Oligohymenophorea, Peniculida, Parameciidae.